GCAUCUCUCGCGAGAACAAGCUCCAUAUUUGAGCGCAUGCGCGAGUCGCAGUAGUCUCUUUUCCGGUUUUCGCGGCGUGAGGCAAUAUGAGCAGCAAAGUCUCCCGCGACACCCUGUACGAAGCGGUGCGGGAGGUCCUGCACGGAAACCAGCGCAAGCGCCGGAAGUUUCUGGAGACGGUGGAGCUGCAGAUCAGCUUGAAGAACUAUGACCCUCAGAAGGACAAACGCUUCUCGGGCACCGUCAGGCUUAAAUCCACUCCGCGCCCCAAGUUCUCCGUGUGUGUUCUGGGGGACCAGCAGCACUGUGACGAGGCCAAGGCUGUGGAUAUCCCCCACAUGGACAUUGAGGCCCUCAAGAAGCUCAACAAGAAUAAGAAACUGGUCAAGAAGCUGGCCAAGAAGUAUGAUGCCUUUUUGGCUUCAGAGUCUCUGAUCAAGCAGAUUCCACGAAUCCUGGGCCCAGGCCUGAAUAAAGCUGGCAAGUUCCCUUCCUUGCUGACCCACAAUGAGAAUAUGGUGGCCAAAAUCUUGGAGCUGCCCUGGAAGGAGGAGACUUUCUUGGUGUUGCAGUCUCUCCUGGAGCGGCAGGUGGAGAUGACCCCCGAGAAGUUCAAUGUAUUGAUGGAGAAGCUCUGUAAAGAGGGGCUGGCAGCCACCACGUCCAUGGCUUAUGCCAAGCUCAUGCUGACAGUGAUGACCAAGUAUCAGGCCAAUGAUGAUGAGCUUGUGUACAACAUCCACUUAGCUGUCAAUUUCCUGGUGUCAUUGCUCAAAAAGAACUGGCAGAAUGUCCGAGCUUUAUAUAUCAAGAGCACCAUGGGAAAGCCCCAGCGCCUGUACUAAGGCAGAGCUUAAUAAACCGCAGUGCUACCAU
Molecule: messenger RNA, 876 nt
Organism: Hipposideros armiger (great roundleaf bat)
Lineage: Eukaryota; Metazoa; Chordata; Mammalia; Chiroptera; Hipposideridae
Product: 60S ribosomal protein L10a-like
Exons: 8
Coding region: 87-845 (252 amino acids)
Biological process (GO): interstrand cross-link repair; translation
Cellular component (GO): Fanconi anaemia nuclear complex; large ribosomal subunit
Molecular function (GO): structural constituent of ribosome; RNA binding
Source: RefSeq, a predicted model, not a curated record